Messenger RNA from Microplitis mediator, 707 nucleotides. RefSeq lists its product as uncharacterized. Bases 1 to 645 code for a protein of 214 amino acids. The record is from RefSeq and is a predicted model, not a curated record. The transcript is spliced from 3 exons. Lineage: Eukaryota; Metazoa; Arthropoda; Insecta; Hymenoptera; Braconidae.
AUGAUUAAUUAUUCUUAUUCAUUAAAAUAUAAUUUAUUAAUUAUAUUUUUAAUAAGUUUGUUGGUUAUUGAGUCGAGUUAUGGAUCGACGAGUGUAGCGAGAGUCAAUGCGGGCAAGCAGGCGACGUUGCUCUGUCAGAGUAAUGAUGAUAAUCAUCGAUUUAUGUUCUGGAAAGUAAUUGACAAUCAUAAUAAUAUUGUUGGGCCAAAUAGUUCUUAUGAUAAUGAUAAAUAUAACUAUGAAGUCCUAACUGGUAAAUUGUAUAUAUGGAGCGUAUCGACACGUGAGUCAGGUUUUUAUCACUGUAUAUCUCGCAGUAUUGAGAAUCAUUCAAAGUUCAAUGUCCACACUAUCGAAUUAAUUGUCAACAAAAAUGACUACUACUGGGAAAGUGACUUCGAGGUGACGUUACUUCGUACACUCAUGGUAAUAAUGCUCGUACUUGUUGGAAUCGCACUUUAUUUACUCGUAACUACGAAAAGAAAACGCAAACCCGAUAUCGAAGACUCGAGGUCAUUUAAAUCUACCAAAGACAAUGUACCAAUAAUAACAUACUCAAGGCCCGAAACGCCAUCGUCUCCUCAAGGAUGUGAUAAUGAUUUCCCUCAAGUAUAUAACCAAUUAAAUAAAGACCAGCUUGUUUAAUUUUUAAGUUUAUACUAUCAUUUGUAAUAUUAUUCAAAAAUAAAGGAUAUUAAAAAAGAUAA